CUCGUCUGUUUCCACUUCCUCUCCAUAUUUCCUCUUCCACAUCAACACGAAGAAUUUAUUUAACAGCCAGCAUUGAAGUAAGAGCCUCACAGUCUGUCUCCUGGUACGCGUUAGCGCGUGGAUGCGCCAAGGCCAAUAAGCACCCCUGCACACGACGGGCGAGAGAGAAUUGCAGGUUAACACACUUCCGAAUCAAACGUUGCGAGAUUGUGCCCUUUGUCGCGUCAAGUGACCGUAAUCUGCAACCUGUUGUUUAGUAGGCUCAUCUAUCGUGCAAUCAGAGGAGCGACCAUGACCACGAAAAAUAGGCGCUCGGUUUGGCAAAAAGUUGCCAGCGUCGCGUUACCUCAGGUCUGCAAGCAUAGAUGAUAGACUCUAGGGCCAAUGGGCCUAAAGAGAAGCAGAAAGGGGGAUUUGAGAUCGUUGUUACUGUGAGUAAGUUAAACUACAAGAAAAAUGUCAUCCUAGACACAUUGAAUGGGUGAAACCUUGGCAAUAGAAUCUCGUCUACAAACAUUCCUGUUUCGGAAAUCCACAUCAGAGUCGUGGUUCUCGCUCACGCUUCUCGAAAUACUCAAAGAAGAAGCGCCAGAUCUCGUCUCUCAUCUAUCAAAGCCAAAAUUUCCGUACAUGUCACUGUAAAUGGGUAACGCGAGUUCAGCCCAAGCAUUGCGAACAAUAAACGUCUGAGUGGUCCGGUUCCUCGUUCUUAGCAGUCAUAAAUCCACUUCAUAGUGUCC
Messenger RNA from Marasmius oreades (fairy-ring Marasmius), 740 nucleotides. RefSeq lists its product as uncharacterized. Bases 478 to 642 code for a protein of 54 amino acids. The transcript has 2 exons. NCBI's taxonomy places the organism in Eukaryota, Fungi, Basidiomycota, Agaricomycetes, Agaricales, Marasmiaceae. The record is from RefSeq and is a predicted model, not a curated record.